This is a messenger RNA of Larimichthys crocea (large yellow croaker), 2007 nucleotides long. RefSeq names its product pyridoxal (pyridoxine, vitamin B6) phosphatase (gene pdxp). Lineage: Eukaryota; Metazoa; Chordata; Actinopteri; Sciaenidae. Gene Ontology annotation, cellular component: cytosol; cytoplasm. The record is from RefSeq and is a predicted model, not a curated record. Bases 294 to 1238 code for a protein of 314 amino acids. Gene Ontology annotation, molecular function: phosphatase activity. The transcript is spliced from 2 exons.
AACAUAAUUUUUAAAGGAUGUGACUAAAAGGGCAUAAAAUACACGAACGUGAUUGGUUGAAGUGCUGUAGUUUGAUUGGUUUGCGUUGACAACGUGGGCGUGGUUAGACGUCAAUGUUUAUGUAGCCCACUGUCCGUGUAUGUAACCGCACCAAGGACUCUGCAAUGUGAUUACCUGACAUUGGUUUGUUUUCAUUUCGUUUUACGCGCUGUCUUCGUCACAUUAUGCACCAGCCUUUGACAUGGGGAACUACUAGCAGGUGAAACACGGAGGAAACCGAGGAAAACGCCGGGAUGGCAGGCGCCUUUGGCUUCAAAGGCUGCCAGAAAAUUCGAGGUCCGCAGCUUAGAAAUCUGCUGGAGGCGAAGGACUUCAUCCUGUUCGACUGCGACGGGGUCAUAUGGCACGGAGAGAAGGCGAUCACUGGCGCGGCUAAGGUGGUGAACUCACUGAUCCGGCACGGUAAAAACGUAGUGUUCGUCACCAACAACUGCACCAGGCCCCGGGAGAAUUAUGUGCACAAGUUCUGCCGGCUGGGCUUCACCGACGUGAUGCUGGAGCAAAUCUUCAGCUCGUCGUACUGCUCGGCUCUCUAUCUGAGAGACGUCGUCAAGAUCUGCGGCCAGGUGUUUGUCAUCGGCUGCGACGGACUGCGCAAUGAGCUGCAGGAGGCGGGCAUCCCCUGCGUGGAGGAGGCGGACGCACCGGACGCCACCAUAUACAACUGCGCCCUGGCUCCGGACGUGAAGGCAGUGCUGGUGGGACAUGAUGAUAAACUGACAUUUCUCAAACUGGCCAAAGCUUCGUGCUACCUGAGGGACCCGGACUGUCUGUUCCUGGCCACCGACAACGACCCCUGGCACCCUCUGUCAGGUGGAAGGAUACUGCCAGGUUCUGGGUCCCUCACUGCAGCCCUAGAGGUGGCCUCAGGUCGCAAGGCUACUGUGAUUGGAAAGCCCAGCCGCUUCAUGUUCGAGUGCAUAUCCAGUCAGUUCAGGGGUGUGGACCCCGCCCAGUGCCUGAUGAUUGGGGACCGCCUCGAGGUAGACAUGCUGUUUGGGUCCAACUGCGGCCUCGACACCAUGCUCACUCUCACCGGUGUGUCUCAGAUUGAGGAGGCCCAGGAAUACAGGAAUAGUGAGCUGACCACCAACCACAGCUUGGUCCCCGACUACGUGGUGGACACCAUCGCUGAUUUCUUACCAGCUUUUGAGGAACUGGACGAACAGAGCAAUUGAUGAGUCCUUUCGCCUCCUGGCACAUAUUGCUUCUACUACAUUUUAAGUGCAAUGUUUUAGUCUGGCGUUUGCAAAAAAAAACCCACAAUUGUCAAAAACUAUAAAUGCUCCUCAAUAACAAGGCACUAUUUAUUGUGACCAAGACAGAAUAUUCUCCCUAAAAUAAUCAGAGUAAUCCAGUGCAUACCUCAGUGUUUCUUCUAGUGUUGUGUCCAUUUGUGACUUGACAGUUCCUCAUUGCUGUAAGUGUUUAUAUUAAUAUCUAUAUACUGCACUUUGUUCAUGAAGUUCAUAGGUCGUGUUUGAUAUUGGGUUUUGAACAUCAAGAGGUAUUUUUGUAAAGCCAUCAUUGUUCUGUAAUAGUUUGUGUUUAGGAGCUUCUUUUUUUCCUUGCCAAGAGGCACAUAUGUACUCAACUAAUGCAGAAUUGUUUUCCCAUGUGUGUUUGCCUGCGUGUGACUUCUCCUCAUUUAAUUUAUGGCAAAAGGAGAAAAUGAAAACUGUGUGAGCUUCUCUGAGCUCUGGUAGAGACUAAGAUGACAAUCUGCCAGUCAGACAGGUGAAUUUUAUAUUCACGUUUGGCCUUUCUGUCACGUCUGUAUGACUUUGUGCCAAUAUUCAUUAUAUAAACUGCUUGCUGAAUCUCAUAGUUAGAAAAUCAGUGACAUAUUAAUGGUGGCCUCUGCACUGUUGUGAAAUUUAAAUGUUGUUAAUGUUUACCAUAUAGAGCAUGCCAGCAAAGGUAACAACAAUAAAUACAUAAACUUAA